This is a messenger RNA of Quercus robur (English oak), 1677 nucleotides long. RefSeq lists its product as uncharacterized. The transcript has 2 exons. Bases 306 to 674 code for a protein of 122 amino acids. Lineage: Eukaryota; Viridiplantae; Streptophyta; Magnoliopsida; Fagales; Fagaceae. The record is from RefSeq and is a predicted model, not a curated record.
AUUGCAAUUGCAUCACAGUCAUAUUUACUUUUGGGUCGUAUAUGGUGCAGAAAAGGCCUAUCACUCUCAUAUAUGAAAGUACUUGUGAGUUUCCAUUUCCCACUGUUUCCUAUGCAUGAACAUGAAUAUUGUUCUAGGACAAGCACUACAAAAACAAGAACUGCUAAUGGUGGCUCCGCAGUCCGCACCUUCACAGCAACAUUACCUUCAUUUUCAUCAACAUUGAAGCACUUUUAUUUAAGCCCCCCUCUAGCUUUCCUGUCACUCUUUUCAGUGAUCUUUUUUUUCCAACUAAGAAGAAAUUAAUGGCGGAAUCAGUCAUCUCUGGUCUUGUACAAACGAUCAUUGAAAAUUUGGGUUCUCAGAUUUUACAAGAGAUUGGAAAAAUCCGCGAUUUCAAGAAGGAGCUUGACAAACUUGACAAAACAGUUUCUAGAAUCGAAGUUCUACUUAAGGAUGCAGAGGAGCAACAAAGUUAUAGCCAUCAAGUCAAGGACUUGAUCGAUAAGCUAGAGGACGCAGUUAAAGAAAUAAAAGAGUUGGUGAUAGAAUUCAACACUAAAGCUUCACGACAAAGAGCAAGGAGGGGGAACAAAGUCAUAAAAGAGAUUGAAUCCUGCUAUGUUGCCUCCGCACCUUCACAGCAACAUUACCUUCAUCUUCAUCAACAUUGAAGCACUUUUAUUUAAGUCCUCCUGUAGCUUUCCUAUCACGCUUUUCUGUGUUCCCUUUUCCAACUAAGAAGAAAUUAAGGGCGGAAUCAGUCAUCUCUGGUCUUGUACAAACGAUCAUUGAAAAUUUGGGUUCUCAGAUUUUACAAGAGAUUGGAAAAAUACUCGAUGUCAAAAACGAGCUUGAAAAUCUCGGGAAUACAGUUUCUAGAGUCCAAGCUGUACUUAAGGAUGCAGAGGAGCAACAAAGUUGUAGCCAUUAAGUCAAGGACUUGAUCCAUAAGCUAGAGGACGCAGUUAAAGAAAUAGAAGAGUUAUUGAUAGAAUUCAACACUAAAGCUUCACGACAAAGACCAAGGAGGGGGAUCAAAGUCAUAAGAGAGGUACGUACUUUCUUUUCAAAUUCAAACCCAAUUGCUCUUCGGUUUGAGACGAGCGGUAAGAUGGAGGCAGUGAGAAAGAAACUAGAUGACAUAGCAAAGGAUAACAGAGACUUCAAAGUGAAAGUAAUCCAAGAACAUGAAGCGAGUAGCAAUAGCUGAGUAGCUAAAUUUACUGCCUCAUUUGAAUUCAAAUAAGAACACCUUUUAGCUAGGUGAUCAGAUUAGUUUUCUGGUUAUUAUCUUUUGAAACCGGUUCUGUGUUUAAAGAGCCGAGGCAAUGAAUAAAAGGCAGAGAAGAAUUAUAACCCAAACAUCUUUUUUCUUUCCUUUUUCUUGGAGACAAGUCAUCUCAAAUUGACUGUCAUUUCAUAAACACAACCAAACAGAUCAAAGACACUGUUAUGAUUCGGACAACAACCUGGACUUGGACUCUCGGCUUUCACAACUGUUGCUGCAACAGAAGCUUGGGAAAAGGAUAAAAAAAAAAGUUUGAAGCUAGGAGAGGUUCUAUUAGACACUCAUUCGUCUAUAUGUAACUAACCAAUGUCUUACAUGAUGCAUAGUGUAUUUUGUGACAUUUUUUAAGAAAUUAUAUUAUAAUCCAUGCAUGAUACUUACUGUUA